This is a messenger RNA of Diaporthe amygdali, 2085 nucleotides long. RefSeq lists its product as uncharacterized. The transcript is spliced from 2 exons. Lineage: Eukaryota; Fungi; Ascomycota; Sordariomycetes; Diaporthales; Diaporthaceae. Bases 1 to 2085 code for a protein of 694 amino acids. The record is from RefSeq and is a predicted model, not a curated record.
AUGGACUGUAUCCGGAAAGACUAUGAAAGCAACGCCUACGAUGCUCUUUCAUAUACCUGGGGCAGCACAGACAAGCCUCACGAUAUGCAUAUCGGCAAUUAUGCUCUACCGAUAGGAACAAACCUAAGAGCAGCAUUGCUGAAGUUAAGACAUACGAACUCGGUAAGGAUCAUAUGGGUGGACGCAAUCUGCAUCAACCAGGAUGAUGUCAAUGAACGGAAUCACCAAGUCCACAUCAUGAAACGGAUCUUCUCGAGGGCCGCGUCGGUCAUUGUAUGGCUGGGGCCGGAGAGCCCAUCGUAUCGGGAAGCGAUGGAGCUGAUUAUCGAUUGCAAUCGACCCAUCAAUAGCAAGGCACUCCUGAGUCACAAGGAAGACUCACUGAUAGGGCUUUCUAACAUUUUCCGGCGAAGAUGGUGGAAGCGCAUCUGGAUCGUCCAGGAGGCCGUCGCGGCGAAUGAGCUAGUGAUAUUCUGCGGUCGUUACAAAAUACCGUGGCAUUUUGUGAGCCAUGUGUGUAACGAGAUCCGGGAGAAAGAAUUCUCCUCAAACAAGAAGUCACAACUCCUGAGGAGCAGCGGCUAUCGGAACUUUACUGCCCUAAAUGAUUUCCGGAAGGACCGUGGUAGAAUGAGUCUGACCAAAUACCUUCAGUGCACCAAGGACUACAAGGCGACAGAUGCGCGGGAUAAACUUUACGCGCUGAUAGGGGUGGCGUCCGACAUCUCGCCAGAGGACAUAGUUCCGGACUACACAAAGCCAACUAGGACCGUCUUUCUCGACCUAGUCCGUUUUCUGGUGGUUCAGCGUGGCAGCCUGGACAUCAUCUCCUCCGGGCGGCUGCUUCGGCCGGCUUCCACAACACCAUCAGGUACCCAGUUGGAAGCGGAAGGAAUCUUUCCGUCCUGGUUCCCGGAUUGGCGCGUGUCCCAAGAGUUACGUCCGCUGAACAGCGAGGGCAGGGAUGGGGCGUCUUACAGAGCUGGCGGUGACACGCCGGCCGUCGUGAGGAUGGACGCCUUCCCUCUCGUGCUCGAGGCUGAGGGUAUCAUCGUGGACAAGGUGGACUUCUUCGGCGGGGCGAUCAGAGCACCAGCGCAGAACAGUCUUCCAACACUCCAACGAUGGCAAUACAUUGCCGGCCAGCAUCUGGUCUCUGAAAGCAACUUCGGAGCGGUGACGCCGCUAGAUUUCUGGACAACUAUUGUAGCAGGCAAGAAUUAUAAGGGCUCGUUGGACUCUGGAAGCAAUAAGGACUCAGCAUCGUUUGCACAGGAAGCCGGGUUUUUGAGCGGCGGGAAGGGGUCCCAAGAGGUGUGGAUGGCGGAUUAUUUUGCUGACGCCGUGACGAGGGCGGCCAUGGGAAGGCGGUUCUUCAUCACGGCAAAGAAGAGGAUGGGUCUCGGGGUUCCGGAGAUUCAACCUAACGACAGGGUGGUGGUCCUGAAGGGCUGUUCUGUGCCUCUAAUAAUGAGGGCUGUAGGAGACCAUAUGGUGAUUGUUGGCGAGUCAUAUGUGUCUGGCAUCAUGAAUGGGGAGGUCAUUGAAGGUCUCACUGCGGCCUCUAAGCAGGUGCUUCGGGCCGCCCGACCCACUGAGGGGCCGUGGGUUGCACAGCAAGGGUCAUCCCCCAUCGCCUGUUGCCACGAGCUUGACAGCUCGACGGGACGGAACCAGCAGAGGAGGGGACCAGAAGGUCCAGAUCCCAAGGUUCAUCGGAAAGUUAAUCAAUUCAUCAAUCAAUCUGAUCUCGUCUGCAGGCCUUUCAGCCUCAUAGCUUGCCCAGUCAAGUACAAUGCCAUUCGCCUGGCAACUGCCUUUCACGUUUCGAACAAGAGGACCAUUUCAGCCUUGACCCAUCGUGCACAAGGACUGCCAACACGAGCUUCAAGCUUCACCUUGUCACACCGAAUGAUGCAGGCCUCUAGUCGACAGGCCGACAAGACAGCGUCUUCGCUGCCAGUGAUAGGCCCGCCACCCAGCCAGGACGGGAACACCGAGGCACAGCACAUCCUCGGGUCCCUCAGGCCGUGGGCUCGCCCGUCUCCCGCGGUCCUUUCAUCUCGCAGGUCCAGCAGCUUGUGA